CUCAGGUUCAAAUUUCCGAGACCAUCCGGUGACCCCUCUGUGAUGGUUCGGACCUUUCCGCCGAGCUUCGUCUCUUUCCGCUUCUCCUCAUGUGAGUUCCCACGCACUGCUCCCUGCCGGAGCUGGAAAAUGGCUGAGUAGAGGAGUCGCAGGAGGACAGGGAGAGAGAAGAGAAGAAGAGGACAGAGAGCUCUUCUCCUGGAAGCUCAGUGCGCGCACACACACACACUCACUCACACACCGAGGAGCUACAGCCUCCACGCGGUCUCUGGUCGUGUUGUGUCCGCUCUGAAGCUUCGCAGCGCCGCACGCUCAAAGUGAGAAGAGUGGAGGAAAGAUCCGCGGGUCGGUCAAAAUCCCUGUCCGGAACAUGUUGGAGCCUGAGAGAACCCAAUAGGAUUAAAGACCAUCCCACUCCGCCACUUGUCUUCCAAUCAGACCACUUCAUUUGACCGCGGAGAGCCAGCAACACAGGGCCCUCAACUGGCAAAGACUUUUUUUUUCCUUCCCCGGCUGCUCCAGUAGCACCCAGCCAGCAGGUUUCCGCUGCUUGAAAGAGCAUGUUGCCAACGUUCUCGCUCUGCUCCAUCAUCUGGCUCAACCGGGGAAUCAAGCUGAGGAAAUCGCACCAGUCCACCAACACCGGUCAAGUCUGAAACCGCUGCAGCCACAGACACAGCAGCAGCAGAACGCCAUCUUAUCGACUUUUUGAAAAUGCUUCUUAGCUUCGGGUGACUCCCCCCUCCUCCCAUCAUCCCCCUACCCCCUCCCCCUCAAGCCAAACUAACAUCCAACACCAGAAUUUAGUGACUCGACAACCUUUUUGGUUUCUGAGGAGGAUAUCUGUAACACUUGCAGUUGCAGUAGCUCAUCUAAUUCUUUAUUUGGUGGCCAUUUUAAUUUUUGUCUCCCCAACAAAAUGGCGGCAGAGGGUUUUCAGUACCGUGCUCUCUACGCAUUUACCAAGGACCAGGAAGAGGACUUGGACCUCCAGCCCGGAGACGUCCUGACAGUCAGCAAGGCGUCGCUGUCGUCCAUGGAGAAAUACCAGGAGGGCUGCGAGGAGCAGCCUGAGUGCCUGGGCUGGCUCCUUGGGUACAAUGAGCGCACCAAGCAGAGAGGCGACUUUCCGGGGACUUACGUUGAGUACAUUGGCCCUGUUAAGAUGGCAGUCCCAUCGAGUCAACCCAGGUCCCAGCGACCACUACCUGCUGCACCCAGACCAGAAUCGCCUCAAGCUGUUUCUGUGCUGGACCUGAGCGAGCAGUUCACACCGCCUGAGACGGCUCCCCCAGCUCUCACCAGCCUGAUCCAAGCCAUAGAGAAGAGAGGUCUGGACUUCAUGACAUUGUACAGGACAGUUGGCUCCCCCUCAGGUUCAGACAGUCAGGUGUACUGCCUGAGCUCUGAGAGUGACGCGAUUCAGAAAGACGUGGGUUACCUCUCUGAGUGUGUCCUGCACUACCUGAGAGACCUUCCAUCACCUGUCAUCCCGGCCUGUAUCUACCCUCACCUUCAGACUGUUGUCACGCUGCAGCAGCAGGUCCUACAACAGUCAGCAGAUGGUGCAGUCGCUGGCAGCCAUGACAGAGAGGUAAGCCUGGUCCUUGAGAGCUCCACCGCCGUCCCUCUCCACAACCGUCUCACCCUGCAAUACCUCCUCACACACCUGGCCAAGGUCACCCAGGUGCAGGCCAGCAAUGGCCUGGACACACACACACUGGGAAUGAUCUUUGGACCACUGCUUAUCCGGACAGGCCCCUCUACUCCAUGGUUAUCACUUGAUGAGAAGUUCCCUGCCCUAGUGGUGGAGAGACUGUUGAUAGAAAGAACUAUGGAGCAGGACCUUACUCCUCCAGUUCUUCCCGCAAAGCCAGUCAAGUCAAAAAUGGCCCCAUCAGCCAUGACGGACACAAGCAGCCUGCUGAAUGAUGCUGAGUGGUACUGGGGGGAAAUCUCCAGAGAGGAAGUGAAUGAGAAGCUGCGAGACACUCCAGACGGCACCUUUCUUGUCCGUGAUGCCUCAAGUAAACUAGAGGGCGAGUACACUCUCACCCUCAGGAAAGGGGGGAACAACAAGCUCAUCAAGAUUUACCACAGAGAUGGGAGGUACGGCUUCUCGGAGCCUCUCACCUUUCUGUCUGUAGUGGAGCUCAUCAAUCACUACCGCCACGAGUCUCUGGCUCAGUACAACGCCAAGCUGGACACCAAGCUUCUGUACCCGGUCUCAAAAUACCAGCAGCUGGUUAAGGAGAACAGCAUCGAGGAGGUGGGAGAGCAGCUGAAAGUUUAUCAUGAGCAGUACCAGGAAAAGAGCCGCGAGUACGACUCUUUGUAUGAGGAGUACACACGCACCUCACAGUACAAUAGUAAAUAUCUUAUCCUUGUUUUCAGCGUGGAGGGUGACGCUAAGCACUGUGUCAUCUACAAGACGGCCACCGGUUAUGGAUUCGCUGAGCCCUACAAUCUCUACUCGUCCCUCAAAGACCUGGUGCUCCACUACAAAAACGUCUCCUUGGUCCAACACAACGACCAGCUGAAUGUAAAUCUUGCCUACCCAGUCCUGGCCUGCUCCCAGAACCAGAACCAGCACCCCAGAUGAAUAAUCGACCGGCAGUGUCGGACACCAACCAGGGUGGGGAAACUAAAUUUUCACUCAGAUGCAUUGGGGGGGAGGAAAUAAACAUCUGAACAAUGCAAGUGUUCAUGUGGUUGUCGGCAGCCACAAUUAAAACAAAAAUCAUACUUUUUUUGGCUGGAGGCUGGUGCUUCUUUCCCACACUGACCCCAGUCCAGCAGCAAAGAGCACUCCUUGCUAACAGCAUGGCUUCAAUAUAAGCACACUGCUAGCAGCAAGUAAGCACUGUACAGUUAGCCUGGCUGACGCAGCGAGUUUUACUGCGAGGAGAAUGUCAGCCAGGACUGUACAGUGUGAAAUUUAAAGACACCUUCGACAGGAAAAACAAGACUAAAUGUGUUGAAGGAAGAAAAAAAAGCACACGCAAAUGUUGUUUUUCAAGAUGGUGAAGAGGAGAGACCAGAUGGGAUGAUGGGAAAAUAUACAGGGGGCACUUUCUUUUUUUUUUUGCUUUGAACACGAUGAGUGUCUAUAGACAAAGGCCUGAUCUGUCAUCCCCAGACUGCCUGCAAACUCUCCGUAGACAAAAGCCUGAGCUGUCAUCCACUAAAAGGACUGGCUUGGCUAAACCAGGCUGCUCGCGUCACACCUGAAGGCGGCUGAGGAACCGUGGACCAGGAGGGUGUAGUCACUGGAGCCGGGGGGAGGAGGGGAGGAGGGGAGUAGGGGAGGGGGUGGAGAAACUGCUGGGGUUGUUAUUUUUGGGGUUUUUAAAAAAAAUGUAUUCAAUUUAAAGCUUGCUCAAGUGCCAUAGUAAUAGCUUUGGAUGACCACAAGCCUGUGUCACUAGAACGAGGGGGCACGUCGCGGUCGAAAGAAGGAAGGAGAGAAUGAACGCCUGUCGACAUUGACAAAGCUACAGCUUUAAAAAUGAUCUUUAUUUCCAACUGCUCCGGCUUGUUGCUCUCUCUCUCUCUCAGCGGCGCCUCCCUUUGAUCUGAUGAGGUACAACGGACAGCAAAUAGUGUAUUUCAUGAUAGAAGUGCAUGCUACGUAUUUGGUAUAUUGUGAAUAUAGAAAUACUUUUUAAUCACAAUACACUAGAUGCACAGGUACAUUGAUAAAUGCAGUUCCACAUAAUUCAGGUUUCCUUCUUAAAGGAAAUAGUGGAAAGAGUCCUGCAUUAAACGUCUCUUUGUUUCUGACUUCUUCCUUCAUUUUUCAUCCUGUUUAAUACUGUAGCACCUGUAGCCAUUGACUUAAGGCAUAACUGUUAGUGCUGCUCUUAAGUGUCUAGUCUCUAUAUGAUAAAGACACUUGCAGGGCAUAAAUCUUUGUGAUUAUUGUAUCUUCGGUACUGUAUUUGCUUAGCCUCUGUUAGAUUAGACUGUUGUUAGCGGUACAAUGUCCUCGCAGAUGUUUGUUGUUGUUUUUUUUUAAAGCAGAUUUCACUCUCGGUACUUCCUCCCCCUUGUGACUGUUGGUUUAAUCACAAGCUUGACUCACAGAGCUGUAGAACAUAGAUGUACAAAGAGAAAGCGGUUAUAUAACACACACAUAUAUAUAUAUAUAUAUUUCAGACACACAUGCAGACAGUAUGUGAUUUUCUACAGAUUAACCGCCGUGUUUCUUGAAUUGUUUUCCGAAUAUUUGCUAUCGCUCUUAGAUUCUGUUCGAGGAUGCACAGUAUCCAGCUAAUGUGAGCCAAAUGAAGGAUCUUUUCAUGUAGCAAGAAAGAGAAAGCAGAACCGGUCGUUUUGCCAUCCAGUGUGGCCUUUGUGGUCUGAGAGAUUAUCUAGUACGAUAUGCAUGGAGUAGUCCUUCGUUUGGGUAGAGGUUUUUCUUUACUUGGUGGCUGAUAAUUGUGCAUUUUGUAGAGUUUAUACAGUAUGGUAUGUGGUGAAUGCAGUAGUACUAUCAUACUGUAGUACUAUGCACACCAUACAUGUAUAACAAGCUUUAGAUUUAUAGCGCUCGGAUCGGUUCCCGUGCCGUGGCAGCGAGUUUCUCCUGUUUUCCUCAUGUUCAUUUGGCUCGAGGUGGAGAUUGUACCACCUCUGUUCAAAGCACAAGUCAUUUGUGUAAAAGGCAGGAUUAUCCAGUCAUUAUUUUGUGGUCGAUAAAGAGGCGUCACAUGAUGUCGCCUCUGAAAUUGAUUUUAGUUGAUUUCUUGAGAUGAAUGAAUAUGAAUAAUCUCUCAAAUUUAUUACACUUUGUCGACUGUCAUUGCCAAAAAGAAAAGUAUUUUUGUAGAAAGUUAUGAGUCGAAAGUCAUUGGCAGGAGAACGUUUCAGAAAAAUAAUGCACUGCUUUUAAAAGUUACACAUUUAAGAGUUCCAUGGAUUUUGUUUUUAUUGAGGAGGGAUGAACAUUGCGGUUUUGUUCCUAAAUGAGAUUCUCACCCACUCAACAUGUCAUGAAACUCAAUUAUUAGUGAAUAAUUACGUUUCAUCUGAUUUCAGGUACCAAACCCAUUUUCAGAUCGAACUCAACCUGUAGAGGUUAAAUCAAGACGUCAUUGUUUUAUCAGUCAGGAUGAAUCAGUUGUACUGUACUUUGCACAAGUAGAAAAUCCCAAGAAUUUGAUUCUGAUGCUUGUGGUUAGAGGGCUAUACAAAGUGAGGAAGAUUAGGGAGAUACUUAGAAGUGCCUUUAGUCAUCGUGAUGAGCUUGUUUCUCCUUGUUGGAGCGUUUCUCCACAAGAUGGUGCCACCACCACACAUGCUGUGCCCCAUGGUUAAAACUUUUGCCAUUUGUCUAAAACUGGCAAUUGAGCAUUGUGUGUGUGUGUGUGUGUGUGUGUGUGUGUGUGUGUGUGUGUG
Paralichthys olivaceus (Japanese flounder) is the source of this 5400-nucleotide messenger RNA. NCBI's taxonomy places the organism in Eukaryota, Metazoa, Chordata, Actinopteri, Pleuronectiformes, Paralichthyidae. The record is from RefSeq and is a predicted model, not a curated record.